AUUCCUUUAUUUAUACUAUGAAAAUCCCCUUUAAUUGACUUCCCCAUUUUUGUAUCGCCCGUUUCCAUAAUUUCCAAAUAUCCGCGCGCUUCCAAAACCCUCACUGUUUCCGGCGAUUUCGUCUCUCUCUAUCUCUCUUCUGCAGACAUUGGUCACGGAGGGAAGAUGCAUCAGAAUAGUGGAGCUGCCGAUUUGGCUCAGCUUCAAGCCACCAUGCAAGCAGUCGAAUUAGCCUGCAGUUCAAUUCAGAUGCACAUGAAUCCAGCAGCAGCUGAGGAAACCAUUUUGUCACUAAGCCAGUCUCCUCAACCAUACCAUGCAUGCAAAUAUAUUCUGGAAAAUUCUCAGUUGGCAAAUGCUAGGUUCCAGGCUGCUGGAGCAAUUCGAGAUGCAGCUUUAAGGGAAUGGGUAUUCCUUGAGAUUGAUGACAAGAGAGGGUUAAUAAGCUUUUGUUUUCACUCUGCUAUACAACAUGCUAGUUCACCUGAGGGCUAUGUUCAAGCAAAAGUUGCAUCUGUAGCUGCCCAGUUGAUAAAAAGAGGCUGGAUAGAAUUCAGUGCAGCUCAGAAGGAGACAUUUUUCCUUGAGGUGAGACAGGCGAUAGUUGGUGGCCAUGGUCUUGAUGUGCAGUUCAUUGGAUUGAACUUUCUGGAAUCCUUGGUAUCUGAAUUUUCACCAUCUACUUCAACUGCUAUGGCUCUUCCUAGGGAGUUCCAUGAGCAAUGCCGAGUCUCUUUUGAGUUAGAAUAUCUAAAGUUGUUUUACUGCUGGGCACAAGAUGCUGCUGUUAGUGCCUCCAAUAAAAUAGCUGAAUCAGAGGCUGCCAUUCCUGAAGUUAAAGUUUGUACAGCAGCAUUGCGUCUGAUGCUUCAGGUACUCAACUGGGACUUCAAAUGUGAUGCAAAUGUGCUAGACAAUGCAAAACGAGGCAUCAACAUUUUCUCCGCUGGGUUAAGGGGCGAUGUAAGCUCUCCUAAGAGGACUGAGUGUACCCUAGUGCAGCCUGGAUCCUCCUGGCGGGGUAUACUUGUGUCGAGUGGUCACAUCGGAUGGCUUUUAAGCUUUUAUGAAGCACUGAGGCAGAAGUUUUCGUGUGAAGGAUACUGGAUUGAUUGUCCUCUUGCAGUCUCUGCUCGCAAGCUUAUAGUUCAGUUUUUCUCCUUGUGGGGAACAAUAUUUCCAUCUGAUGACGGGAAUACUCAAAAACAGCACCUUUUGCAUCUUUUAUCUGGAAUUAUAGCAUGGAUAGACCCCCCUGAUGUUGUUUCAACAGCAAUAGUGAACGGAAAAAGUGAAAGUGAAUUCCUUGACGGAUGCCGAGCCUUACUAUACAUGGCUACUGUAACCACAGUGCUAGUAUUUGAUGAACUGCUGAAGUCUAUAAGGCCUUAUGGCACUCUUAGUUUGUUGUCCGCCCUGAUGUGUGAGGUCAUUAAAGACCUUAUGGCAAGCCACACUGAAGAGGAGACGUGGAGCUGGGUAGCACGUGAUAUCUUGUUGGAUACUUGGACUACACUUCUGAUGCCUUUGGAUGGUUCUAUUAGCUAUGCGGUUAUUCCAUUGGAAGGGAUUGGUGCUACAUCUCAUCUAUUUGCCCUGAUUGUAGAGUCUGAAUUAAGAGCUGCUUCUGCAUCCGCCUUCAAUGAUGAGAAUGAGACUGAUUAUCUUCAGGCUUCUAUUGCUGCUAUGGAUGAAAGAUUGAGUUCGUAUGCACUUAUUGCUCGAGCAGCUAUUAAUGUUACUGUUCCUUUUCUUAUACGACUCUUCUCUGAGAAAUUUGCCCGUCUACAACAGGGCAGAGGCUUUAGUGAUCCAACUCAAACUUUGGAAGAGCUCUACUCACUUUUAUUAAUAACUGGGCAUAUUAUAGCAGAUGAAGGACAGGGUGAAACACCUUUGGUGCCUGAUGCUAUACAAUCCCAAUUUAUGGAUGUUAUGGAGACGGACAAGCAUCCAGUUGUCAUACUUUGUGGAUCAAUAAUAAAAUUUGCUGAGCAGAGUUUAAAUCCAGAGAUGAGAGCGUCGUUUUUUAGUCCAAGGCUAAUGGAGGCGAUUGUAUGGUUCCUUGCAAGAUGGUCAACUACUUAUCUAAUGCCACUUGAUGAAAAUAAAAUGAGUGCAUCUUCAGAUGAUCACAAGGCAAAACAUCACAAAAAAGUAUUGCUUAAUUUUUGUGAAGAGGACAACCAGGGGAAAGCAGUGCUUGAUCUUAUUCUUCACAUUUCGAAGACAACGCUCACUUCAUAUCCUGGAGAGAGGGAUUUGCAGGCACUAACUUGUCAUGAGUUGCUUCAUGGACUUGUUCGGCGGAAGAAUGUUUGUGUGCACCUUGUUGAAUUGGACUCAUGGCGUGAGUUGGCAAAUGCUUUUGCAAAUGAACAAACUCUAUUCUCACUAAAUGCUGCUCACCAGCGUUCGCUUGCUCAAACCUUUGUUCUUUCAGCUUCUGGCAUGAAAACUCCAGAGGCCUGCAGCCAGUAUGUGAUAAAUUUGACAAACCAUAUGGCUGCUAAUCUGGUGGAACUCUCAAACCGAAGUGAUCUAAAAUGUGUAGCUGAACAGCCAGAUAUUAUUUUAUUGGUCAGUUGCUUGUUGGAGCGACUUCGUGGUGCUGCUAGUGCGACAGAACCUCGAACACAGAGAGCUAUUUAUGAGAUGGGUUAUUCAGUACUAAAUCCACUCUUGAUGUUUAUGGAAGUUUACAAACAUGAGUCCACAGUUGUGUAUCUGUUACUCAGAUUUGUGGUUGAUUGGGUGGAUGGACAAAUCAUUUACCUAGAAGCUCGUGAAACGGCUAUUGUUGUCGGAUUCUGUAUGCGCGUACUUCAGAUUUACUCUUCCCAUAAUAUCGGCAAGAUAUCUCUGAGCAUUUCAAGCAGCUUGCGGAGUGAAGCUGAUACCGAAAGAUACAAGGAUCUACGUGCUGUACUCCAAUUACUUGCUAGUCUCUGUUCGAAAGACCUGGUUGACUUCUCAUCAGAACCUAUUGAAGCUCAGGGGACAAAUAUUUGUCAGGUGGUAUAUAUGGGACUUCACAUAGUUACGCCUCUGAUAAGUUUGGACCUGCUCAAGUACCCCAAGCUUUGUCAUGAUUACUUCUCGCUGCUAUCACAUAUGUUGGAGGUAUAUCCUGAAAUGAUUACACAACUAAAUGGAGAAGCUUUUUUUCAUAUCAUUAAGACUCUUGAUUUCGGUCUGUCUCAGGAUGCAGAGGUUGUUGAUUUAUGUCUAAGAGCUAUUAAAGGGCUUGCUUCUUUCCAUUACAAGCAAAAAAGUGCUGGAGAAGUGGGGUUAGGUCUCCAUGCUUCAGGUUACAAGGAUCAGACAGGAAACUUUCAGGAAGGGAUUCUAAGCCAAUUUCUUCGAUCAUUGCUACAGUUUCUCCUCUUUGAGGAUUACAGCACUGAUCUUGUUGGCUCAGCUGCGGAUGCUCUUCUUCCGUUAAUCCUCUGUGAACAAAGUUUAUACCAGAAGUUGGGAAGUGAGUUGAUAGAGAAGCAGUGUGACACAGGUUUCAGAUCAAGGUUGACAAAUGCACUCCAAUCACUCACAAGAUCCAACAGUCUAUCUUCGACACUUGAUCGGCCAAAUUACCAAAAGUUUAGAAAGAAUCUGCAUAACUUUCUUACUGAAGUUCGUGGAUUCCUCCGGAAAAUAUAAUUUUGUGAAUCUGCAGCCAUUCUAUUAAAAGUGUUUUCCUUUUCUGUACGUAAUCCCAAGUGGAAAAGAGAAUAUCAAUAUGAUGUGUUUACAAAACAUCAUUACUCUUCAUCUCUCAUCUGACUAAACACAAUUUUCAUCUA
Molecule: messenger RNA, 3803 nt
Organism: Solanum lycopersicum (tomato)
Lineage: Eukaryota; Viridiplantae; Streptophyta; Magnoliopsida; Solanales; Solanaceae
Biological process (GO): protein export from nucleus
Cellular component (GO): nuclear pore; cytoplasm
Molecular function (GO): nuclear export signal receptor activity
Source: RefSeq, a predicted model, not a curated record